AUGGUAUUUUGGGGACUUGUAUUAGCCCGUGGAUCCAGUAAAUCAAUACCACAUAAAAAUAUACAAUUAUUGGAUAACAAACCAUUGAUUGGAUGGGUUUUAGAGCCUAUGAAAAAUAGUGCGGUUUUUGAUGACAUAUGGGUGUCAACUGAUGACAAACAGAUUGCAUCGAUUGCACAAUCAUAUGGUGUCAAAGUUCAUGACAGAAGUCAAGAGAGUGCUACCGAUUCUUCAUCAUCUUUGGCAGCAAUUCUUGAAUUUAUUAAAACACAUAGAGGUGCCGAUCAAAUAUGUUUAGUUCAGUGCACAUCACCUUUUCUAAGGGAACAGUACUUAAAAAGUGCUUAUCAUUUAAUGAUUGACCAGAAAUAUGAUUCCGUUUUUUCUGUAUAUCGAAGUCAUUGUCUUCGUUGGUCUAUUGGUUUAAAUGCAUUGAAUUUUGAUGAACAUUGUCGUCCCCGAAGACAAGACUGGACUGGUGAAUAUGUAGAAUCGGGUCAUUUCUAUUGCUUUACCACAGCAUUGGUUCAAAAUGAUGGGAUUCUUCAGGGAGGCAAAUGUGGUGUCAUUGAAAUACCUAAAAAAUUUUGUUUAGAAAUUGACGAUAUGUUUGAUUUACAAUUAGCUAAAUAUUAUCGCAAUUUUUUUUAA
Molecule: messenger RNA, 651 nt
Organism: Oppia nitens
Lineage: Eukaryota; Metazoa; Arthropoda; Arachnida; Sarcoptiformes; Oppiidae
Gene: Csas
Product: N-acylneuraminate cytidylyltransferase A-like
Exons: 4
Coding region: 1-651 (216 amino acids)
Molecular function (GO): N-acylneuraminate cytidylyltransferase activity
Source: RefSeq, a predicted model, not a curated record